AUGCAAUUCCUCUCCUUCCUCACCGCCGCUAUCUUGGUCUCGACCGUUUCUGCCCAUUACGCUCUUACUUAUCCAUACUGGCGCGGGGACAGUUAUCCUACUCAAUGGAAUUACCCGUGUAUGUUCAUCCUGCGCACUAUCACCGGGAGGAGGUCCUCUGGUUUUUACACUGACUGGGGGUGGUGUCUCUAGGCGGAGGUGUGAACCAGUCCGUCUCCGACACGAACCGCACCGCCUGGCCACUCGACGGAGGGGCACUGGUUUUCACACCGACCCAUGACCACGCUCAGACUUUCGUCAACUUGGGUAUGGGAAACAAUGUUACGAGACUCAACAUCACCCUCGUCCCCGCCUUCAACCAGACCGGUAAUGGGACCUUUUGCUUCAAGAAGAUUCCCAUCCCACCCGGCCUGGAUAUCCAGGAGGGCGCCAAUGCUAGUAUCCAGGUUAUCCAGUUGACUCACAAUGGCGGCGCUUUGUACAACGUAUGUUGAAUCCAGCAGCUAGGAAUUUUCAGGCUGGAUGUGAAUGACGUGGCUAAUGGGGGAUAUGUAGUGCGCCGAUAUCACCUUCAAGAAAGACGCUGCGGGGCCACCGAAUGGAAUGUGUGUUAAUUCCACCGGUGUCGGCUCUUCGCCUUUCGAAUUCGAGGGUUCGGAAUCUGACUCGGGCGAUCAUGGAGGCUCGGGCAAUCAGGGGAACUCGGGAAGCUCGGGUAAUCAGGGAAGCACUUCUGGUGCUGGGAAUGGGACCACCGGUACGAGCGGAGCUUCAAAGACUACUGUUGGCAUAUUGAGAGCUGCUGGUCUUUUCGUUGUGGGACUUGCGUUGUUUUAACAGUGGUUUCUUUAUCUUCUUCCUUGGCGUUUAAAUAAUACCCAAUUCUGAGAUUUUA
This is a messenger RNA of Tuber aestivum (summer truffle), 895 nucleotides long. The record is from the annotation of a GenBank genome assembly. Lineage: Eukaryota; Fungi; Ascomycota; Pezizomycetes; Pezizales; Tuberaceae.